This is a messenger RNA of Galeopterus variegatus (Sunda flying lemur), 2870 nucleotides long. It is a transcript of the gene PIK3R6, whose product is annotated as phosphoinositide-3-kinase, regulatory subunit 6. Bases 89 to 2362 code for a protein of 757 amino acids. Gene Ontology annotation, cellular component: phosphatidylinositol 3-kinase complex, class IB. The transcript has 19 exons. Gene Ontology annotation, molecular function: 1-phosphatidylinositol-3-kinase regulator activity. The record is from RefSeq and is a predicted model, not a curated record. Gene Ontology annotation, biological process: positive regulation of MAP kinase activity; G protein-coupled receptor signaling pathway. NCBI's taxonomy places the organism in Eukaryota, Metazoa, Chordata, Mammalia, Dermoptera, Cynocephalidae.
AACUACCUCUAUGCAGAAAGGCAACCACUUUGCUUUCCAUUCUGCCGUCUGAGACAACCACAUCCUCCUAGCACCCCCACAGGCUUCCAUGGAGAGCUCAGAUGUGGAGCUGGACCUCCAGAGGAGCGUGCAGGCUGUGCUUCGGGAGCUCAGUGCCCAGGCCCCGGCCCUGCGGAACCACCAAGGCAUGUGGAGAUGGUCCCUGCACAAGAAAGUCGAGCGAGAUCCCAGGAAGAGUCCAGCGCUGGUCCGCAUUCUGCUCAGAGAACUGGAGAAGGCAGAAAGCGAGGACCUCCGACAUGUCAUCAUCCCGUUGCUGCACACUCUAAUGUACGUGCUUACUAAGGCCACAGGCAUCACAGAGGAGCUCUACCAGAGAACCUACACCUUCUGCACGAGGUUACUGACGCUGCCCACCCCCUACUGCACGGUCGCCUUGGACUACGCUAUAAGACUGAAAACUGAGACAGCCGUCCCAGGGACGCUGUACCAAAGGAUGGUCAUUGCUGAACAGAACUUGAUGAAUGAACUGUACCCCUACCAGGAGAGAGUGUUCCUCUUCGUGGAUCCUGAGCUGGUAUCUGCCUCCGUGUGCAGUGCCCUGCUGCUGGAGAUAGAGGCAGCCCAGGUGCAGCAGACGCCGGAGGCCUGCAUGCGCCACGUGGUCUCCCAUGCCCUGCAGUCAGCUCUGGGGGGGGCCUGCCAGGCGGGUGCUCUGCACAGGAAGCUGCAGGCCAGCCCCCGCCGCUCCCUGGAGCGCUAUUUCCACGCCGUGGUGGCAGCCGUGGAGCAGAUGGCCAGCGAGGCCACCCCGAGCCGGGCGGGACACCUGGAGAGGCUGGAGGAGAUUUACUGCUCGCUGCUGGGGCCGGCGGCGGCCACGAGGGGGCGCUGCGGAGGUGACCCUCUCCAAGACCGGCCACCGAGCACCCCGCUGCCCAGCCCCUACAUCACCUUCCACCUGUGGACUGACGAGGAGCAGCUCUGGAAGGAACUGGUGCUCUUCCUCCGCCCGCGAUCCCAGCUGCACCUCAGUGCCAACUUGGAGGCCUUGGAUCUGCAGGGCUUCCAGCCAGACCAGGAGUGGGCCCGAGUGUCCGUGCUGUCCACUGACAGUGGCAUUGAGCGGGACCUUCCUUCAGGGGCUGAUGAGCUACCUGCUCCCAGCAUCCCUGAGGGGGAGCAUGCCGGGCUGCAGCGCAAAGGGGGCAUCAAAAAGCGUGCGUGGCCCCCAGACUUCUUGAUGCCUGGCAGCUGGGAUGGGCCCCCGGGGCUGCACCGGAGGACGGGCAGGCCCAGCGGGGAUGGGGAGCUGCUGCCUGGUGUCUCCCGGCUGCACACGGCCCGGGUGCUGGUGCUGGGGGAUGACAGGAUGCUGGGGCGCCUGGCCCAGGCCUACCACAGGCUCAGGAAACGGGAGACCCAGAAGUUCUGCCUCACCCCCCGCCUCAGCCUGCAGCUCUACUACAUCCCCGUGCUGGCGCCUGAGGAGCCCGUAGCAUCCAGGCAGCCCAAGCUGGGAGAGCUGGCGGCAUUCCUGGGCCGCAUGGACCCCUGGUAUGAGAGCACCGUCAACACCCUGUGCCCCGCCAUCCACAAGCUGGCUGAGAUGCCUCCCUCCUUGGACACAUCCCGGACUGUGGACCCCUUCAUCCUGGAUGUCAUCACCUACUAUGUUCGCAUGGGCACUCAACCCAUCUACUUCCAGAUCUACACGGUCAAGAUCUUCUUCAGUGACUUAAGCCAAGACCCUGCAGAGGACAUUUUCCUCACUGAGUUAAAGGUGAAGGUCCAAGAUUCCAAAUUCCCCAGAGAAGGUUGUUCACCCAGGAGGAGAGGCGCGGCCGAGGGCCCGGGGGCUGAGCUCUCCCUGUGCUACCAGAAGGCCCUGCUCAGCCACCGGCCCCGAGAGGUCACCAUUUCCCUGCGGGCCACUGGGCUGGUCCUGAAGGCCAUUCCAGCCAGUGACACUGAAGUUUCAGGGACCCCUUACUGCCCCUCGACUGCCACUCCUGUUACAGACCACAUGUGUCUGAAUGUCAGCGUGACAGAGGUCACCAAGUCCUCCAACUUGGCAGGAAGGUCCUUCUCUACAGUGACGAAUACAUUCCGGGCAGCCAAUAUCCAGAUCCAGAGCCAGGACCAGAGGCUGCUGACAUUGUUGCUAGACAAGGACAAUCGGCGCACUUUCAGGGAUGUGGUCAGAUUCGAGGUUGCUCCCUGUCCAGAGCCAUGUUCCAGGGUCCAGAAGUCCAGGGAGUCAUGGGUCAAUUCACAUGGACAGAAGGAGAUGGAAAUGACCAAAGCCAAGCCCAAACCUCUUCUGAUGCCCAUCAACACUUUCUCUGGCAUCGUCCAGUGAUCCCACGGGGCAGCAGAAGAGCUGGGUCCAAGAGUAGCAGGCCCAGGAGGAAGGAUACACUACCCCACCAACCCCCAGACACUCCACCAGUAGCUGGAGCAAGGUCACUCCACUGGGUGGCUUCUGGCCUGGACCAGGAGCCAACGAGUGGCUGGGAGCACCAGGAGCCUGCCAUGGAGGGGGUGGACAAAGCUCAGUCUGUGUAAGAGCACGCACCCCACACCCAGCUUCUCACACACAUGUCCCUGUCCUUGGGUAUUUCAGUCCCCACUUCUCCCACUUCUUCUCCUGCUCAAGCUCCCCACCCCACCCUGAAACCAGAGUCAGAGCUGCUGUUUGGUCCAGGGCCCUGUGGCCUCAAGCACAUGGGAAGUAGGUCAAGACAACUGUACUGUCUCCCUCCUCAGUCUUCUCCCCUCCCGUGUGUGCCCACCCCACCCACUCCCAGGCAGGGGUCUCCCCCAGUUGAGAAAAAAAAUGUCAGAUUCAAUAAAUGCACACUAAAGUG